Messenger RNA from Toxoplasma gondii ME49, 6072 nucleotides. RefSeq names its product leucyl aminopeptidase LAP (gene LAP). NCBI's taxonomy places the organism in Eukaryota, Apicomplexa, Conoidasida, Eucoccidiorida, Sarcocystidae. Gene Ontology annotation, biological process: proteolysis. The coding region runs from base 1263 to 3608 and encodes 781 amino acids. The transcript is spliced from 9 exons. Gene Ontology annotation, cellular component: cytoplasm. Gene Ontology annotation, molecular function: metalloaminopeptidase activity; manganese ion binding. The record is from RefSeq and is a predicted model, not a curated record.
GCGUUGGGGGAGCGUUUGAACGAUUGGGAGUAGUUCGACGUUUGGGGUGGGUCGGCGGUGUUGUUCGUUGCCGUCGGGCAGACAAUGAAAGAACGUUACCACUGCAAAUUUCGAAGAUUGACCACAUUUCAACGCGAAGCAGAUGUGCCACGAUGAAAACAUUGGCAACUUGUACACACUGUCUGAUGUGAAGGCAUGCACUGCUGUGUCAGCGCAACAUUUUAGUUCACUGUCACCGAAGCUGGAAAAGUCUAUAGACUGUGUUGACCAGCAUGAAGCUCCACAAAACAACACAUUUCUAGAUAAGUAGGACGUGAAUACACGCGGUGAUUCCUUGCGUCCAUUCACGUGCACUGUUGUUCAAGCAAAGAAUACGGAAACUUAGUCCACAUGGUUGUGUUCUACCGGUUGAGCACCACACACCACGGGCACGAUAUGCGAAAACAAAACGAAUGUGUUAAGAAAGGCACUCCAUCGAAUUCGGUAUGCCGUCUUUUGUGCCCUCGCUGAGACAGCUACGCUCUGCUCGUGGUCCAGAAAUAGUCAUUUUUUUGCGUCCCGUUCCACUGUGUGUUCUUACUGGGUACUAGUGUGUCGAUUGUCGUCAUCGUUUUCUUCGCCUGUCUCAGUGUCACUAAAGUGCUGGCCACUGCCUUCUGUUCUCUGUUCGUUUGCAGUUAUUUCACCCAUGUCCAACGCAAACCCUAGGAAAAUCGCCUCGACGGACCAUCUGCUUUGCGGACCCUCCACCAAUUAAAUCCUCGGUGCCCUUUUACCGGUGACACGAUCUCAUUCUGUCGCCAGCACUACGUCUGACGGAUCGUGAACUGACACCAGGAACUGCAAACAUUUGCACCCGCUUGUGCGUGUCCGACGCGGGUGGGUGGUCCUGAUCCGUUGACGGACGACAGCGCUGUUCCGAGGAUUGUCCGGAUGCGGCCAGCCUGUGUCAGGACACGUCCGCAGUACUUUUUAGUGUGGUUUGUCAGUUCAUUGACUAACUUCUCGGCAGCCGGCUCCGUCUCACUCUUCCUAACGCCCACAACUAGAUAAACGUGAGUGCGGGCGUCUCUCCUUUCUACGUUUCUUGGCGUUCACGGUCAAGCGUAUCAGAGUGACUCUCGCGUCACCGCGGCUUCGGGCUCUCUGCUGUUCGACUACGGGUAAGUUUUCACCACUGGACAGAACAAAAACACUCUUCCCGCCUUCUCCAAGCGUUUCGAUUAAGCUUUGUUUCCCUUCCUCUCCGCAUCUUUUCUGGAAUGGUCCCACCAUCUCCGGGUGCUUCCUGUCUCCUGUCUCGUACCAGACAGCGAAACGUCCUGCCGCUUGCGUGCAGCCUGUGUCUGUACACCGUGACUGUGUGCAGCGCACUUCGUCGAGAUCCGACUUUUCUUCUGAAUCAGUUGAAGAUCGGUCCGCAGUUUGCGCAUUUCUCACCGUUUGUCGAGACUGGCCGCACUUCUUCGCAUUCCGGAGUUUCCCCCUCAACUUUCUCCGGCUCUCUCCGCAGCCGACAGCACGCCUUUACUAUGCGCCCGUCCAGUUUUCCUGCCUUUCUUGUGAAGCUUCCAGCGAAACACAAGAACCAGUGCCGUCAAUCCGCAGCAGCUGUAGCGGGUUCCACUGCUUGUUGGCAAUCUUCAUUGCAUGCCCCGGCCUGCGCUUUCCCUUUUUCCAGAAGGAACGGUGGUCACCCGGAAAGACGCGACGCGCCUUCUCUGUCGUCUCCACGGAGCUCCCCAGCAUCUUUUCUGUCCGUUCUGCGCCCGGUCACAUCGCCUCUCCCCUGCGUGUGGAAAGCCAAAACUCCUCACGCUAGGCCACUUGCCCUUCCUUUACCGCCAGUUAGGACGGCUUCUCUUGCUACCUUUUCGUCUGGCUCAUCCCCUCGUCGCUCUUCAAACCACUCCGAGAUGUCGAGGGUUCCUGCGCCUUUGACUGUCGUCAAGACAGAUCCCACGGCAAUCCCCUUUGUCGGAUGCCAGCCUGCGAAGAAGGUUCGCAUGGAAGCGGUGGACAUCAGCGAAGCUGAAAAGUACUCCGGUGACCUGAUUGUGUUUUCGGUUCUCGCCCCGGGAUGUUUCCACGAUGCCCCGAACGCCUCUCAGCCUCAGAAAGGCCCGAUCGCGCUCCCGGAACUCGCACAAAAAUUCGACGAUGCUGUCGGGCAGGGCAUGCUGAAGGACGCCGUGGAAGCAGCGGACUUCAAAGCCAAAAUGGGCUCUCAAGUCUUUGUCCGUCUUCCCUCCAAGUCCGCGCCAGCAGUCAAGCAGUUGGCGGCUCUCGGCUUCGGCUCCAUCGCGGAAGUGACUCCCAGCGCCGUUACCAAAGCUGCUGCUGCGUUUGCGAGCAUGCUGCUCCGAGGCUCGGGAGAGAAGGCGAAGACCGUGGCUGUCGUUCUGCCUACCUGUCAGAAGGUGUGCCCCUCGGCUGAAGGCCAGCGGAAGACGAGGGAGAUGAAGGAGAGAGUGGUGACCAGCUUCUUGGAGACUCUGCUCGUCGAGCUUCAGCCAGAUCUGAGAUUCAAGGGUGACCGAGAAGAUGGGAAACACUCUGGCCCACAGGUGGAGAAACUUACGCUUUUCACGGAUGAUGUUGAGGCAGUUAACCGCGCCAUUGCCCGCGCAAAAGUCGUCGCGCCAGGAGUCUACUUCGCCCAGGAGCUCGUCAACGCACCCGCAAACUACUGCAACCCUGUGACUCUUGCUCGGGCCGCUGUUGAGAUGGCUAAAGAGGCAGGUCUCGAGGCAGAAGUUCUUCAGCAGGACGAUAUCGAGAAACUGAAAAUGGGCUGCUACCUAGCCGUCGCGAAAGGGUCGCUUUUCCCUCCGCAGUUCAUCCACCUCACGUACAAGUCUUCUAACCCCAAGCGGAGGGUGGCGUUUGUGGGCAAGGGCAUCUGCUUCGACGCUGGUGGCUACAACUUGAAGACGGGCGGUGCUCAGAUAGAGCUCAUGAAGUUCGACAUGGGAGGCGCCGCGGCGGUUCUUGGAGCUGCGCGCGCACUCGGCGAGUUGAAGCCCGAGAACGUGGAGGUACACUUCUUGGUCGCUGCAUGCGAAAACAUGAUUUCGGCCAAGUCGUAUCGUCCUGGCGAUGUGAUCACUGCGAGCAACGGGAAAACGGUUGAAGUUGGGAACACGGACGCAGAGGGCAGACUCACGCUCGCCGACGCUCUCGUCUACGCCGAGAAGACGGUCAAAGCAGACACGAUUGUCGAUGUCGCGACUCUGACUGGAGCUGUCAUUGUGGCUCUGGGCUACAAGUAUGCGGGCCUCUGGAGCAACAAAGAGUGCUUGGCCAGCAGCAUUCUCAAGAGCGCUGAAAAUAGCGGGGAGUGUAUGUGGCACAUGCCGCUCGCGAAAGACUACGCAGAAGCUCUGGACAGCAAAUGCGCUGAUAUGAACAACGUUGGAGGCAAGGGCAAGGGCGGUUCCAUCAUCGCCGCCGUAUUCCUCAACAAAUUCAUCGAACAGGCCUCCUGGGCGCACAUCGACAUCGCAGGAACUGCAUGGGAUAUGAAGACCAGCAUGGCAACAGGCUUCGGUGUACGUACACUCGUCGAGUACAUCAUGGACAUCAGCACACAAACGAAAGAGAACUAGACUUUUUCGUCCCUGUCUCGUCUACCACCAUGCAAACUCUCCAGGUGUUUCCGGGGAUUGCGUUUCGCGAGCAACAGAUGAAGAGAAAAGCGCAGAAGAGGUGGGCGUCUCCGUAAGGCGUCCGCACUCACAGCUUGCCAGCCCAGGGUGUCUCCGGCGUUUGGAAGAAGCGACUUUAUGUUUAGAGAAAAUGUUACAUCGCAGAUGGCGAUCCGUCUAUUUCCUGUGGAUGCGCUGUGACGUUUCUGCUUCGACGGGUCGUCUGUCCCCAUCAACUGUAUGUAAGACAAAACGGAAAUUCGUCUAGCUUGUGUGAACGCACCCUCACACUUCCCCGAGUUGCUGUGCCGGGUUAACUGCCUCCCGAGCACUCAAGACUAAGACACGUUUGCAGAGAAAAGCGGAAGUCGGAAAAAAUAGGAACAACGAGGCGACGCCUGCACCUUUCGUUGUUGGAAUCGGGGACAGCGACUGCUUGUUUCCUGUAUCCCCGGAGAAACAUUUUCACUAGAGUUGACUGCGAACAUCCGAAGCCUCUCUUUUUGGAGUAUCGUGAUCCUCAGAAGGACGCCCAGAAGGCCUGCCGGUCCCGGAUGCCAUUUAUAGCUUUAAGUGAGGUGAUGUCGUUCGGGCGUUCACUUAUCGGGACGACAGCCUUCUAGACGAUUACCUCUACGUCAGGUUUGAAGUGUAGAUUAUCUGGAAGUGAGCCUCUUUUACGCCGAAGGCAAGGAGUGUUUUGCAGAGUUCAUAGAGACAUUUAUUUGGAUUUGGGUGGCAGCUGCUAGGCCGUUGCCCGGGUGUAUCUCCACUCGGCAUCCGUGUAGAGAGGAGACGAUGGAGGUCGGCAACACGGCACGCGUUUUUUGUGGAUUUCGACGAACUGGAAACACUGGGAAGGCAGACUGCGUCGACGACCGGUCAUCGUGUGACGGCUGCUGCGUUAUCCGUACGUUUGCGGCGCGUUCACCUCUCGAACAAGUCGCGUCUGCCCGGCUAUAAUGCGUCUGUUUCUCUUGCGUUUUCUCGGAGUUUUGCCUCACUGAAGUUUCGCUUUUCGAAAAGACAGACGGCUCUGGCUUUCAUUCCAUUUCCCUUCUUUGCUGCCUCUUGGCAUUUCACUCGACUUGCCGCCUCGCCUGAAAUAUCUCGACACUCUGUGCGGGCUCUCGCGACCUCAUCCGCGAGGUGUCUUGACACCGCAGGCCGAAAAGCGCAACGAAGCGGAACAGAGCUUUGCGUGCGAUUCAAAGGCUGCACAGCGGAGAGAUACAGACAAGCAGAAAGUCCGAAAAAGACAUACUCGAAAACCCACAUGCACAUCACAUGGACGUUUACUGCCUCCGCAUGCCGGUUCUGCCUCCUCGAUGUUCACGUUGCUUUAACGAUGGCAGCGUUACUCGACCUCCAUGUCCCUCCCCUGAAACCCACUCCUUCUCUGGAACGGCGGAACUCAGAGCAGCGCACAGGGCAAGAGUACGCGACGCAGAAACUCCGCUACCGAAGAGAGCGUAGAACAGACAGGCAACGAUCUUACGUCCCCUCUCCCGCCCUCGAAGGCCCACCGACGCUGCGCCGCAAGGCAGCAUGAGCCAGCAGAGCGCGGCGUUCGUGGAGAUUGAGAGGGCGAGGUGAAGGAGGAAACACCCCGACAGCAGUCGCCUCUAUUGCCGCUGUUCCGCUUGACGGAGGUGCGUGAGAACGAGGUCCCGGAGACAUGUCGGCAGCUUGCCGCGUCUCCUUUUCAUAGUGUCCUGAAGCCGUCGACAGACGAGAAGAGAGCGCCAUUGACGAAGAUGCAGGUGCGGAAGAGGCUCGAGACCCGGCAAGAGAAUCUGAGUUCGAUGCAAGCGUCGUGGGAAGCAAAGAAGACGCUCGCUGACGACCGGGGGACCUCUCGCUGUCGCCAGCGAUGGCCUUCGCCUCGGAGCCACACCCUGCUGCGGGCCUUCUCGCGACCGGCUCUCCCCGCAGCUCCGUCGAAUCAUCAACACCCCACAAACGGCCAGGUCCGAAGGAAGAAGAAACAGGUGGGUCGACCGAGGAUGAUGACGCGUCCUGAGCUGGAGACGGGGGACGCGGGGAUGCUUUCGGGACCGCGCCACGAGACUGGGAAGGAGCAAAAGCCGAGGAGACGGCUGCGCCCUCUCUCUCGCCGUCCUCCCCGCUUCCGCGUCUUCGUCGCCGCAUGUUUUGAGGCAAACUGUCUCCUUCCGGUUGUGCCGCUUUUCCGUUGCGUUGCUGCUUUCGAAGAAAGGCUUCUCUCGCAUCUCGGACUCGCUGCCGCCUUUCCUCCUCUGUCUCUGUCUGUCUCUCGGCGACCUGCGUCUCCGACGCUGUUGGGGGGGCCUCGGCCGCGGCCCUCUCGGGCCGUGUCUCUUGGGCUCCUCGACCGCGGUCGUCGGUGCCGCGUGCGGGCACUGGAGCCUCAGGGGUCGGCGGCGGGGGCGUGGGUUCAGAGCGC